UCCAGCCUGGGCAACAGAGCAAGACAUUGUCUCAGAAGAAAAAAGUAUUAAGGUCCACCCACCUCCCAGCAUAGUGACUCACCAUAGCACCUAGCACCCUGACAGUUCUCGUCACACUGCCAUGGGGGCUCUGGCACUCCCAUGCCAUACCCAAGGGCAGAGUCCCUCCCUCAGCCUCGGUCCUCAGCCCCUCUGAGGUUAGAGGAGUUGGAAGCCAGGUUCCCCCUUCCCCUGCCCCAGAACUCUGUCUGCAGUUCAGGGGCAGGUAAUGUCAGGAGGGCAGGCAUGAAGGAUUCUCGGGAAGGACUGGCAGUGGGGCUCAAGGGUAUCGCCUGCCGCAGUGCUCUGGGCACCCUGGAUUCCUCUCCUUGCCUCCCACCCCUGCCUCCACCCAAUCCUUCCCAGCUGCCACCAUUCCCCUCCCACCCCACCGCCCGGGCCAAAAUGGCUCCAUCCAGGAUGCCUGUCAUAGCCGGUGUAGGUCUCCCUGGACUAUGCUUGUCCUCAAGGGCCCAUGUCCUUGUCCCCCCUUCACCCUGCACUGUCCCCCACCAUAGCCAGCCCUCUGUCCCUCUCACACCUCAAGCUCCUUCCUACCUUCACUGGCCUCUUACUCCCCAGCUGCAAUGUCGCCUCCUCAGCAGAGCCUUCCCCGUGAGCUAACCCCCUCCCCCACAGCUCUCCCAUCGCCCAGGGCGUUCCUGCACGGGAGUUGAGACCAUAUGAGCUUGUCGCGUUUCUUUGCUGAGAGAAGGACCUGUGCCUGUCCUCUUCUCUGGAGUCCUAGGACCUAAGCACUUGCUGAAUGAAUGAAUGAAUGAAAGCGGUAUGGGUGUCUGAGCACCACCUUGAAUAAGCGUGAGGCACUCUCUAAGCCUUAGCCUCUUCCGCCUCCUCCACUCACCACAGCCACCUUCCUCCACCCGUCCCCACCAUCCCAGCUGCUGUGAAAUGGGCAGAUGUCUUGCCCCCAGAACCUGGGAGGGGUGGAUGCAGCUCACCUCCCUCCCGUUCACACCCCAGCCAGGUCCCAGCCACCCACGCAGCAACUCCUCCUGGCCCCGCCCUGCCCAGCCCUUCCCAGGUGCCUGAGGUGGAGGCGCCAGCUCCCACAGCACCCCAGCAGCCCGCCAUGGGGGGUCUAAGGCCUUGGGCCCGAUACGGGCUCCUGGUUGUGGGCCACUCGCUGGCCCUAGGGCUUGGGGCCAUGGUGUUCCAGGCCCUGGAGGGGCCUCCAGCACAUAGGCUCCAGGCUGAGCUCAGGGCAGAGCUGGCUGCUUUCCAGGCCAAGCAUGGAGCCUGCCUGCCACCUGGAGCACUGGAAGAGCUGCUGGGCACUGCCCUGGCCACCCAGGCCCAUGGGGUCUCCAGCCUGGGCAACAGCUCAGAGGCGAGCAACUGGGACCUGCCCUCAGCUCUGCUCUUCACUGCCAGCAUCCUCUCCACCACAGGUUAUGGCCACAUGGCCCCACUAUCGGCAGGCGGACGGGCCUUCUGUGUGGUCUAUGCAGCCCUGGGGCUGCCAGCCUCCCUAGCUCUAGUGGCCACCCUACACCACUGCCUGCUGCCUGCGCUCAGCCGCCCAGGUGCCUGGGUAGCGGUCCACUGGCAGCUGUCGCCAGCCAGGGCUGCCCUGCUGCAGGCAGUUGCCCUGGGCCUGCUGGUGGCCAGCAGCUUUGUGCUGCUGCCAGCGCUGGUGCUGUGGGGCCUUCAGGGUGACAGCAGCCUGCUGGGGGCCAUCUACUUCUGCUUCAGCUCGCUCAGCACCAUUGGCGUAGGGGACCUCCUGCCCAGCCAUGGCCACGGCCUGCACCCCGUGAUUUACCACGUGGGCCAGCUUGCACUUCUUGGUUACUUGCUUCUAGGACUCUUGGCCAUGCUGCUGGCCGUUGAGACCUUCUCCAGGCUGCCACAGGUCCGUGCCGUGGAGAAGUUCUUCAGGCCCUGUGGCCCUGUGACUGCUGCAGACCAAGGUGGCAUCCUAGGGCAGGAUGAACUGGCUCUGAGCACCCUGCCACCUGCGGCCCCAGCUUCAGGACAGGUCCCUGCUUGCUGAGGUGUCAGGUGACGGAGUUCAGCUUCAGUAUGGUGGCGGUGACGGUGACGGCCGGGAGGAGGAAGCAGCCAGGAGUGGCCGGGGAAGAAUCUGGAGAUGGGGCCGGCGGGGUGAGCGGGAGGCCUCGGGGAACACGUGUUAAUCAUAAAAUGAACAACGAC
This is a messenger RNA of Saimiri boliviensis boliviensis (Bolivian squirrel monkey), 2217 nucleotides long. It is a transcript of the gene KCNK7, whose product is annotated as potassium two pore domain channel subfamily K member 7. The record is from RefSeq and is a predicted model, not a curated record. Gene Ontology annotation, cellular component: plasma membrane. Gene Ontology annotation, biological process: potassium ion transmembrane transport; stabilization of membrane potential. Gene Ontology annotation, molecular function: outward rectifier potassium channel activity; potassium ion leak channel activity. Lineage: Eukaryota; Metazoa; Chordata; Mammalia; Primates; Cebidae.